AUGGCUCAGGUCGAACAAUACUUGACCGAUCAUUUGCAUUCCUCAAAAGAACGUCUACUUGAUGAUCCUUCUCAUCCACUCAACUCAGCUGUUCCUUCAAGACCUGGUCCAGAGUUAGACAUCAAGUAUCAUGGUUUACCUGAACCUCCUCAUUACAUUUCACCUCAAUCUCACGAAAAUCAUGAUUCAAUAGAGACCCAAGACAAUUCAGUUGCUACUCGAUCUCUUGAAGAAGAUCGACCUACCGCUUCUGAUCACGUUUCUGAACCCAUUAAAUCAUCCGAUAUCGAAAAGGUCCCCGAUCAAGAUGUCGCUACCAAAGAAACCAUCCCACAUUCGACAUCUGAGGUCGAAAAGGUUGCUGAUCAUGACGAGCCCGAAGAAGCUACCUCACACGUGAUCUCUGAGGCCGAAAAGGUCCCUGAUCAUGAAGAUACCGAGGAAAUCGGCCCACAUUCGACAUCUGAGGUGGUCAAGGACUCUGUACCUGCUCCAAUCUUCGAGGACACGGCAAUGCCUGAAAAAUCGAAACCUGUUCAUGUGAAUGAAGCAAGUGAAGAGCCGUCUAUGGAGCCAGCGCCAACCCAAGAAGUCGUGGAUCAUCCAACUACCUCCGAAGAGCCUGCACCAGUUGAAGAAGCCGUUGAAGCUGAAGAGUCAAAAUCUGUCCCCGAGCCGGUAGCUGUGGAAGAAGUAUCUCCUGUGGAGGAACCGUCUACCAUCACCGAGUCGGAGCCAUUAACCAACGGGAUUUCUCAUGAAGAGGAGACUCCUAAGGAGGAAUCGGAAGUGGUUCGAUCCGAGCCAAACGGUAUCGUUUCACAACCCUCGGUGAACCACAAACAACCUACCACCCAGACCGAGUCUAAUGUCUCAACUCAUGAUUGGACAGACCUGACUCGACCUGAAGUACAAUUUGCUCUCUGUUUGUUUGCCGUCCCAUGGACCUCGCUCCUCAUCACUUCUCGAACACUUAAUCAAAUCUGUUAUAUGAUCUUCGAUUGGCAACUCGUUCAACCAGUCACCGGUUUACUUCUCUCCGUCUUGGCUCCUUCAAUGCUUUAUACAAGUUUGAUUGCUGUCUUUAUUAGUCUCUUGAGUCAAUCUUCAACAGAUCCUUAAGCAGUUUAAAAUCCUUGUUUUUUUUCACAAAUAAAUUAGAAUCGAUUCACUUUUACUUUUUCUUUUUUUCUUCAAUUCAUUUUUUUUUCUUUCAAAACUUAUGCAAAGAUCAUGACAACAAAAAAAUUGUCUUUUUCUUUUGUAUAUAGAAAUCAUCCUUAUAUACAUCUACUUAAUCUUUUCUUAUAUCAUCUUACACAUUAUUAUCAUUCUGUUUGUUUGGUUUCCGGUUUCCUGUUUUCCUUUUUUGCGUUGAGAUAUGAAAUGCUAAUGAUAGUCUUCUACUUAUGAUUUUGUAUGACUUUGAUACUCUUGAUCUUUUUUUUUGUUUUGUUUCUGAUCUAUAGCAAAGAAAAAAAAAUCCGUUUUUUG
This is a messenger RNA of Melampsora larici-populina 98AG31, 1494 nucleotides long. RefSeq lists its product as uncharacterized. NCBI's taxonomy places the organism in Eukaryota, Fungi, Basidiomycota, Pucciniomycetes, Pucciniales, Melampsoraceae. The record is from RefSeq and is a predicted model, not a curated record. The transcript has 4 exons. Bases 1 to 1122 code for a protein of 373 amino acids.